Molecule: messenger RNA, 900 nt
Organism: Gaeumannomyces tritici R3-111a-1
Lineage: Eukaryota; Fungi; Ascomycota; Sordariomycetes; Magnaporthales; Magnaporthaceae
Exons: 3
Coding region: 274-900 (208 amino acids)
Source: RefSeq, a predicted model, not a curated record
CGUUUCCAUCUCGGAUUGAGCCGAGACUUGUGGAUCCUGUCUUGAGCUAGCAGUUGCUCUGUUCCUGGGUAAAAUCAAGAGCGAAAAUCCGGACGCUGAGCGAGAGAUACGUGGCGUUGAUCCGAGCGGUCUGGAGCACCACCACCACCCCGUUUCGGUGAUCGGUACAGAGGUACAUUUUUUUUUUGUUACCUGGCUUUCCUUUCCCAGUCGAGCAACAGCCGGCCUCGAUGUUUAACCCCACACCCCGCCCUCGCCCUGCCAGGCCAGGCCAUGCAGGGCUCCCGAGGGGCGACCUACCCGGUCUCGGCACGCGCCAGGUCCGUCAUGCGCAAAACACAGCUCUGCGCUCGCUGCUCCAAGCCAGGCACAAUUCAGCGGCCUUGUCCGCCACGCUGGGCCGUGUGGCCUGCCAAGACGGCGGUUUGGGUGGCGUUGGGAUUCCUGCGAUCUCGCUACGUCGCGGCCGCACGAGGCUAUCAGGGCGCAUGUUCACUGCUGGUUGUGAAAGCUCCCGCCAGGAGGCACCGCCGGCAAGGCGAGGUCAACCAUGGAAACAACAAAGGAAAGGCCCAUGAAACCCUCCCGCCCUGCAGCACCUCAACCCGACAGUUCGCUCGGCUCCCUACCGCCGCCAACCGGGAGCGACGCCCCCAGCGCGCCGCGCGACUCGAGCACGCAGCGGCCGCCAUCGUAUGGGAACAAGGGCAAAGGCGGCGGCGCCGUCCCGUUGACCAUGGACCCCAGCUCCUCCGUCGCCUUGCUCGCCGCCACGACGCCGCCGCCGCCGACCUCGCCACCACCACCGCCGCCCCCAGCAGCCCCGCCGCCCGCCCGGCCGUUGAGCGCCUGCCCACCAUCUGCCGUCGUCGUCGUCGUCGUCGUCGCAGGGGGGAAUAG